Messenger RNA from Oncorhynchus kisutch (coho salmon), 3878 nucleotides. RefSeq names its product leucine-rich repeat-containing protein 75B-like. Bases 376 to 1494 code for a protein of 372 amino acids. The transcript has 4 exons. NCBI's taxonomy places the organism in Eukaryota, Metazoa, Chordata, Actinopteri, Salmoniformes, Salmonidae. The record is from RefSeq and is a predicted model, not a curated record.
ACGAGUCUGGUGUCUACUGUGCAACACAGCACAACCCUAAACAACAGCGUAAAGGGACAGGCAGGGAAUGACAAGAAGAGCAUCCACCGCCUGACCAAGCUGGCACACGUAGACCAUCAGAGAUCAAAACAUAAACAGAGCAUUCGUCUGUCCUCGUAAAUGUGUCAUGCGCGCAACAGACAGUCAUUAAAUAUCCGGUAAAUCAGGAAUAUUGUUCUGUUGCUCUCUGUAUUGGAGGUUGUCGUCUGACAACGACAAUACAGACUACAGAUAAUAUAUGGGCUAUUGAACUGAGUAAUAUUUAUAUUUCUAGAUAUUAAUGUAGUGCAAUUAUGCAAUUGUAAAAUAGGCUACUGUUGAUAUAAAUACUGAAAUAUGGGUUCUAGAUUAAGCAGACAGAGUAGUCUGGACAAUGAGAAUUUUACGAAAAGGCGUCGCAAGCAUCUUGACAGUACAGGAGAAAGCGACAGAGGUGGAAGUCGUGGCAGCGGCGACUUUCUUUUUACAAUGAUUCUGAAAUCAGACAAACUGCCGGGGAUGCUGCGAAGGUCCAACCACAGUCCCUACGUGAGGCGAGUGGCAUGGAUCCGAGACAUACAAAAGCUGCUCCGUGAUCGCAGGAUAGAUCAAGCAACCGACGUGCUCAAACUAUUGAGGAAGGAUCUGGGCUUGGAAGGCACAUCCCUCAAUGACAUCUUAUAUAAGAACGCUGCUUUUCUCAACCUGGUGGACCCCAUCUCCCAUGAGUUGUUGCUCAGCCUGGCUCGUGAGAUGCAGUGUCCCAAGAAGAAGGAUGCUGACACCAUCAAGUCGUCAGAUAAGAUUUGCAGACAGCUGAUCUACCACCUGACCCCUCACUCCAAGUGGCUCAGACAGAGCAUGUCCAGACGGAAGUCCCAGGCCUGUCUCAAGACAACCCUGCAGAGAAAAGUAUCCACUGACACAGUUGACUUGUCUGGCAUACCUCUCUCCAGUCGAGAUGUUCGCCACGUGGCCUUUUACCUUCAGAACAGUGGGGAUGCAGUGGUGGCUGUGGAUAUCAGUUUCACUGAGCUCCAAGAUGAGAACCUCCGUGUCCUGCUACCGGUCCUGGGGUCUCUGCCCAAACUCAACACCCUGGCCCUCAACGGCAACCGGCUGACCCUGGCCAUAGUCAAAGACUUGACUGAGAUCCUGAAAGACCCAAAGAAGUUCUCCAGCCUGGCUUGGAUUGAUCUGGGCAACAACUUUGACAUUUUCACCAUGCCCCAGCCCCUGUUAGUGGCCCUGCGACGCCGCUGCAGCCUGAAGAGCAGCUUGCCCACCAUCUAUGAGUACACAGAGGGCCAACCCUACUGCUACCACAUGGAGACCUCCAUUGAGGAACCCAGCCACUACGAGGAGGAGGAGGCAGGGGAAGAGGAGGGGGAGGAAGAUGAAGACGAGCUGGAGCCAUGGGCUAAAGGGGGGAAAAAGAUUUCAAAGGACUUCACACUACACUACUGUGAGAGGUGAUGAGUUGAAGUCCCCCUAGCUCGGUUCAGCUGUGUUUGAAAGGCCUUCCCACAGCUUCAAGUUCCUACCUUUCCCAUGUUGCCCUUUACACCAUGAGCCCAGUCACCCAUUGUGGCACGAGGGAUGUUUAGCGCCACACAUUCCAGAGACCAUCGUUCCAACACAGCCACCAAUUAAUCUCUCACCAUCUAUGAGUUAACCCACACAAGACCACUGCAGUAACUGAUUAUGUUGGUGACUUACUGUGUUGGUGGAUGGUGCUCCUGGGAACGAGGUGCAGUUUCAUUGGAGGUGGGCUAGAAGAAUUUAGGAAAAGGUGCUCUCUCUCUCGCCCUCUUAAAGUAGCAGCUGUGGAGCAAAUCCCAAGGACUUCGGAUCAGAUAGCUUGACGGAGGAGCGGCAUAACACUGGUGGUCUAAUGAGCUGCUGUUGGUUUGGAAGCAGUAGGUUCUCUACCAGGACUGUCACCGAGACUAUCCCUGGCAGGCAGGGCCUAGCUCCACAUUGUGUGUUCUCUGUUAAUCUCUCAACAAAGGCUAUGAAACAAGUUCAACAGACUAUACAGCCGACGAACCGUCACGUGAUUCUGGCAAAACUGCUAAGUCAAGACUUUUUGCCCCCCCCUUUCGAAAUGUCCACUUGUGAAUACCUACGUAGAUGUAAAUGAUGACACAAAACAGGGCUCUGUUGUGUUUCCACAGGCUAUUUUAGUGCACUGCUGGUAAAUAAAGCCAUCUUAGAAGACAACCGGUAGGACUCAACAAUAGACUGAUUGUUUGCUGUUGCCAAAACUCUGAGAUUCACCACUGUAUUUAGCUGUUUUAGUCAUUAUCAUUUUAGAACACAUGUGGGAUGAAUGACAGUGCAGACAAGCCCCAAGGGUGGACUUAUUCAUCUCUUUGUAGUGAGGAACGUACCAAAUGGAAUCACAUACUGACACCCUUUGUACUAAUAUGUCGUUAUUAACAUUUAUAUGUGCGUUCGUUUAUUGUGGGAGAAACAUGACUGUUACAUAUCAGUUGUAGGCUAUUACCAGGACUGAUAAUCAGCGGGGUGGGCUGAGUGUAGUGCUGGAUAGUGGUGUUCUAUGAAAUAGCACAUAAUAGUUCAGUUGGGUUUACCAACUACAGCUGAGCUCCAUGCUGUAUUGCACUUUAAGAAAUGUGAGAAAUGGAUUUGACUUCAGAUCCAUUUCAUUCUCUCAUUGAUGCAUAAAGCUUUUUACCAAUUCAUCCUAAUAUCAAUAUCAAUUUUUCACAAUGAUAUUCCAGAGGCUUAACCACACUGACACCAUAGUAUACAUAACCACACUGACACCAUAGUAUACAUAACCACACUGACACCAUAGUAUACAUAACCACACUGACACCAUAGUAUACAUAACCACACUGACACCAUAGUAUACAUAACCACACUGACACCAUAGUAUACAUAACCACACUGACACCAUAGUAUACAUAACCACACUGACACCAUAGUAUACAUAACCAUACUGACACCAUAGUAUACAUAACCACACUGACACCAUAGUAUACAUAACCACACUGACACCAUAGUAUACAUAACCACACUGACACCAUAGUAUACAUAACCACACUGACGCCAUAGUAUACAUAACCACACUGACACCAUAGUAUACAUAACCACACUGACACCAUAGUAUACAUAACCACACUGACACCAUAGUAUACAUAACCACACUGACACCAUAGUAUACAUAACCACACUGACACCAUAGUAUACAUAACCACACUGACACCAUAGUAUACAUAACCACACUGACACCAUAGUAUACAUAACCAUACUGACACCAUAGUAUACAUAACCACACUGACACCAUAGUAUACAUAAAGGUCAUUCAGCAAACUGUUAUUCAUAGAGUCAAUGCAUUAACAAUCAUUGAAUAACUGGAUGUAAUAUACUGGUAUCAUCUGAUUGAAUAUGUGUGAGGGUGUUUAAUGUGUGUUUGCUGUUGUAUAAUGUCUGAUAACUGUUGUAACUGUUUGUAUUAUUAAUCGUAAUUAUUUCAUUGUGAAAAUGAGCACUCUAACCUCUGCUGGAACAAUUAGGGGACACACAAGGGCAAGGUAUUGAUAAACUAAUGAAAUACCGCUAGCAACAAAUGUUCCCCAUUUCACUGACAUUAAAUGUACACUGAAAUGUAGCACAGGAAAUCACUUUUCAUGUACAAUAUGUGUAUGUUUAAAAAAUAUCAAAGGUGUUGUAAUGGUUUUAUGGGACUAUGGUAGGAAAAUACUUUGCUCACACUGUAUAUGUUAGCAUUGUGUGUAAUUGUUAUACUAUUUGUCAACUCUGGGUCAUUGUAUCUGUAUGUGGUGCCAUACUUAGAAUUACAUUUUACUGCCAAUAAAAAGUGACACUAA